Myzus persicae (green peach aphid) is the source of this 5159-nucleotide messenger RNA. RefSeq lists its product as uncharacterized. Gene Ontology annotation, biological process: establishment of meiotic spindle localization; spindle organization; mitotic cell cycle. Gene Ontology annotation, molecular function: calmodulin binding. The record is from RefSeq and is a predicted model, not a curated record. Gene Ontology annotation, cellular component: spindle pole. The transcript is spliced from 6 exons. Lineage: Eukaryota; Metazoa; Arthropoda; Insecta; Hemiptera; Aphididae. Bases 937 to 3918 code for a protein of 993 amino acids.
CAUCAUCUAUACUGCGGCCACCGCUCUCCGAAUCGAACGUGUCCACUGCCACUGCCGUGUCGCCGUGUCUCUGCGAUUUUCCUCUCGAUCGUCGCUCUAACCGGUACGACCGCACCACGUCUCCACACUUUGCCGUCGUCGCCGUCGAUAAUUUUUUUCGACUAUCAUUUCCAUUCGACGAUAUCAAUUGUUUUAAUCACUUUAACGUUUCGUUUCGGUUGCCGCGCUCGUCGUUUUGCGAUUCGUUUUCGUAAACGCCGCCGGACGCGAUAACCGACCGACACCGCUCGCGGAACGUGGCCGGAUCGAAGCGCGCGCUUUCAACGAGAGCGCGGCCGGAGACGUAGCCGGCCGCCGCAGCCGGUGCCAAGCCGUGUGCCGCCGCCGCCGCCGCCACCGUUGCGGUUGUCAGCCGCCGCCGCCGCCACCGCACAGACUACGCUCUCGUCCGACGACGACAACGCGGCCUAACAGUUCUAUUUUUUUUUUCUUGUUUUCGCGCGCGCGAGCUUCACAGCCACCGCCGCGACGGUAGUCGUUCCCCGCGCAGGGCGCACCGCGUUCGGCGUUUUCAAAACACCGUUAGGUUCCCGCGCUAUUUUUCCGUCGCGAAAACCAUUUCGUCCGCUCUCCAUCCACCAAUCACCGGACUCCGCCUCCACUCGAACGUAAUAUUAUUAUAAUUAAUUUUUUUUCUCAAUAAUUUUUCCCGGAAAAACCGAAAGUGCCCCGAGAGCCGAAGCUUUUUCCCACGCCAUGAGACGGUACGCGGCCGGAUCGUCGUGCACUGAUAGGAGGUAGAGACAGGUGCCUAUUAUUAGAAUAAAAAUAAAUAGUUAGGACUGCAGAGUAUCGGAGACACACGUGAGCGGUGGCACUUUGACCGGUUGAAAAGGAUUUGCAAACGGCCCCAAAACGGAGCACAUAAGGAAUAUCAUGGGCUGCGUUCAGUCACUUUUCAAUCCUUCGAAAUCGAGGAGUCCAUCCCCUGAAAGGGAAUUUGAACCUCCAAAGUUUGAGACCGUCCCUGUCACACGGCAACCGAAAAAAAAUUACAACACAUCCUCAACCGGAAUAUCAGUGGCAGAUGACCGCCGCGUGCGCAGUGGAGUGGAUUAUGACACAGACAGCGAUGACGAAAUGGCCUUAAAGUGCGAUGACUUCGAUAGUUAUGCGAUGGGUAUCGAAGACGACCUGCGAUCUGUGCAUUACGUGGAGGCUACGGCGUUGACCACGUUAGCUGCCAAUUCGAGUACUGUGGCUAUACUGGGCACGACGGCCAAGUGCAAAUCGGCGGGCCCAUCGCCGGCCAUCCGGCGGCAGCAGUCUUCAUCUCCGUCACCAUCGACGUCGUCCUUGCCGUUGGGGCAGAGGCCACAACUCAUUGGAUCUGUAUCACAGGAUACUCUGGAGUCGAACCACUCAAAUACGACUUCGGUGAGGGAACUGGCUUCCGAAGCUGGAACGAUACCAGUCUUGAGCUCUACGUCCGAGAAGGAGCCCCAAGCACUGUGGCUAUCCGAAGCCGAAUGGACCGAGCACCUGGCCACCAAGGCCGGUCACAGGGAUUCACCGUUAUUGGCUACGGAAUCCGUUUCACCACCAUCGUCGCCGUCGCCAUUUUUGACAUCGUCACCUCAGUGGCCGAUGAUACAUAGCUCCGUUAAAAGUAAUCUAGACCGCAUACCUGUGGGUGUGAUCGAGGUCUUGGACUGUGCCCCGGCUGACCAGCGACGGCCACCGCCGACGAAAGCUCAACGGCUCCCGAAGGCGCAGCGGGCCACUCGCGGUCAAAACAUUCCAUUGCCGGUGAUACAUGCGAUGGAAAGGAAACCCAAUUCAAUGGGCCACGAAGAACUGUUUAAGACAAUGAUGGUGCAGCCACCCUCGUCCGAUAAACACGGAUAUCGUUCACGGAUGGCCACCGGAAGCAACACAUUUGAUUCAUCUUCCAGGAAACCAUUGCUCAGACAGUCCAACGAAUCCAAAUUCAGGUACACCGAAGAUGACUUUUCGGCCGCCACCGAAUGGAUGAUUAAUAUGCCGGUGUUCGAAAAGUGUCCUCCAGCGAAGUCCAAAAGUCUCCCUUCUAGGGAAUCAGUACCAUCGAGUACAACAACAGCUGAAGGGGGGAUUGGUGAAAGACAACAUGGUGUUCUUCGCGGAUCAUCGUUGCCAUCUGAGAACAGUGGUGCAGAAAAUUCACCAAAACCUACUGAACGUCAAGAUGAUAAUGUAGCUAUGAUGGUACCGAUCGCACUUGAGUGUGCUACAGUCGAACCAGUUGCAAUAGACAAUUGCAUUGAUACGUUAAAAAAAUCUGACACGGACGACAAAGCAGACGAGAACCACAAUGUGGCAGUUGCAUCAGCGAGAAUCGAUGAAUCAAACGUAAGUGAUGAGCAGCCAAUAGAAGAAACCAGCACACCAGAGCAGAACAAAGAACCUGAUCACGUCCAAUCAGACCUCAAACCCAAAAUAGAGAUAGAGAAUACACCGGCAGUGGAUCAAAAAAAUGAAAAAGAUUCAAAAGACCAGGAACCGGAACUGGACACUGAGUACCGUUUGACCAUGAUACACAGCGUACGAGAGGCUGUGAACAGGAUUUGUGAACAGGCCGUGGAGAAGACCGCCGCCAUAGUCAGGAACAGAGGUACGAACAAGCGCAGUAGCAACUCCACGUUGACGGGCUCGAUCAAAGAUCGAGAUGAAUCCGAGGCAGCAGAUAAUGCUAGCAGUGAAUUCUCAUUGCCACCGCCACCGCAACAACAUCCGUUGGACUCGGGUCCAACAGGUCAAGAAUCUUCAUGGCCGCCACCACCGUCUCUUUCUGAAGCAGAAGAAGAACGAACCAUAGCUCCUGGUUAUUCAUUUGACUUACCCGACCCACCGACAGAAAUGGAUCAGAUGGAUUCUGAGACCGAUAAACUAGACAUUUCUGAUGAAGAAAUGAAAGCCACUGGUUUGCCAUCAGAUGAUGACGAACAAAUUGAUGCAGAAGCUGGCGACGGUGGGGCUGAAAACGGUCGUCCCGGGAACGAAAUCGACGCCGUCAUGAAAUCUACGGCCAACGGUGGAUCGUCCGACGGAUCGGUGGCUGUAGCGCAGGACAACGGGGCCGAUGACCGGGCGGCUACCACCAUACAGGCGGUGUACCGUGGCUUCCGCGCCCGGAAGUACGUGGAGGCGGUGAAUGCGGCCGCGGUCAAGAUACAAGCGGGCUUCCGGGGCUACCGUGUCAGGCAGUCCCUGAAGAAUGCGGCCCCUUCCACGACCACAACGACCACGGACGAGAGUCAGUGUUGGUCGGAUGACGACCAAAAGUCGGUCGUGUCCGUCACCUAUACACCGCUCAAAGAGUACGGAUGUGAGCCACGUGGCGCCGGCGACGGACGAGGGGAUGGUGAUGAUGGCAGUGAUGACGGAGGUAACAAACCGAAUUCCGGUGUUGGUAAUGCAGAUAGUGUUUCCGGUGUCCCCUCCGACGUCGGGGGUGGUGGAGGUGAUGGUGUUGGUGGUGGUGAUGACGUCGGUCUCAGUGGUGUCGGUACUAUUGGGGGAGCUCAUGUUGUCACAGAUGUCGGAGUCAGUGGUGUUGGUGUUUACGAGGAUGACGACGAUGAGCUGCAGACAGGUGACGACGAAGUUUUCGAGCGCGAUGACAACGACAUUAAUGGAGGCGGUGGUAGUGCCAUUGAAAAUCCGGCAACGAAUCCGACCACCACUUUGUCGGAACCCGAGAAUCCGACCACCACUUUGUCGGAACCCGAGAAUCCGACCAAAGUGUCCACGCUGGAGGACGCGGCAGAAGCAGAAGCGCUGGUCCAAGCUGCUAUAAAAAUCCAAGCUAGGGUCCGCGGUUUUGCGGCCAGAAAACGCUUGAACGACGAAAAGAACGACGGCGCAGACAAAAAAUAAACAUGUCUCGUUAAUAAUAUUAAUAUAAUAAAAAAAAAUUAUGUCACUAUAAUAUACAUCACACUCCUUGAUUUAAAAAAAUCGACAAUAUUUGUUUCUCUCUGUCUAUCCACCUGUCUCUCUCUAAACCUUUAUCCAUCGAUCUGUUCACCUAUGAUAUCUGUCCAACAUGCUCUCAGUCUUAUAACAAUUUAAUAUAAUAAUAAUAAUAUUUAAAUAAUUUUCGCACAAACGGACGACAGACAAGAAUAAUUAUUACACGUACGAAUUAUUACAGUAUGUACUCUGUAUGCGAUCGUUUCACGAUUACUCACAAAAAAUAAUAUGUACGAACAAAACAUAAAAAUAGUUAUAACAAAUUCACGUUUGGUAUUUCGAUUGGACUGUGUUAUUUCUUUAUUUUUGCGAAACUCAAUAGACAUUUUUAUUACCACAAGAUAAUAACAAUUUGAUUUCUCAUUUUCUUUAACACCGACACAAGUUCCUCAAGUAAACCGUAAACGUCCAUAAAGUUAAUUUCACACAUUAUACAGCUUAAAGAUAUUAAUUUAUAGAAUAUAUUUCUAAUUAACACAAUAAUAGAUUGGUCCAAGGAUUGGGUAACCUUCUACAACACCAAAUACAAUAUGUCUGUCGUCCGAGAUUUAAUUUUAAGAAUAUUUUCAAGUUUUAUUGUUCUCUAUUCAUUAAGUUUAUAAUAUUUACUCGUUGCCCAAGCAACAAAUUAAUGAAUUAAGUAGCGUUUAAAGUGAAUCUUAAUUUGUUGGCUCAUACAUUUUCCUUGUUAAUGAUUCAAUUACAAAUUAAGAUUACAACAAAUAUUGGACAAUUCAGUGAAGAUAUAAUAAUUGUUAUGAUUACCCAUCAUCCUUAUUUAUGUUUAAUUAUGUAAGACAAUUGUGUGGUUUACAAAAUAUAGAAAAGAAAAUACAAAAAUUAUAUUACUUAUCCAGUUAAUGCUUUAAUAAAUGUUUGUAGAAUAGUUAUUCUGGCUACUUUAUCGAUUGUUGUUAUUAGUUUAAGUUUAUAAACAUAUUCAAACAUUAGUACCUUUCUGAUUAAUAAUUACUACACAGUAUUCACAUGGUGAAAGUUUAUUGUUUUUUUUUUUAGAAUUAUCUAUGUGUUAGAAAAAUAUAUUCCAUAAAAGCUAUUAAAUGAUAUUAGAUGAUUAUAUUCAUUGUAGAGAUAUUAUACAUAAAUUGAUGUAUUUUGGAUGUUGUUUCUAAAGAAAUAUUAGU